AUGGCUAGAGGCAAGGCCAACGAUGUGAAUGCUGCCCGGACGUCGUUUGCGGCCGCUGGAAAAGAUUAUGGCAACAACUCUGGAUCAAGAUCUUACCGGAAGUUUUCUAGCUUUGAUACGCAGGAGCCACUAGCAACUCAAUUCUCAGCAAGGCCUCCUUCGAGAGAGUCCAUAGCAUCUCAAGAUGGCGACGUAGGGGGCUAUACAGCCGCCUCAUCCGAGUCACAAGAGGACCUGGCAACUCAAUUUCAUCCGCUAAAUACCCGCCAGAACAGUUUCAAACCAGCCCCUACUGAAACUAUCAUGUCGAAACAUGCGUAUAAUAAGUCUAUGCUUCUAGGGCUCCUUGACAGAGGUAGUCGACAGAAACCCUUACCAGAGCAGCACUCACAACGAUCAGUGGUCGAAUCCUCGUCUAGACGCAUCAGACAAAACCCCACUACAGGUUCAGUUGCAUCCGCCACGCUGAAUAAUGUGCGGGAUGGGAGAUCACCUUUCAAAGAUAGUAUCCAUGGCAGUCGACCUAAACCUUCACCAAAGCAACAAUCACAACGCUCAGCAAGCGAAUCGUCCUCUCGACGCACAAAGCAAACACCUACUCCAGACAUAGGCGCAUCUACUACGUCGAAUAAUAGGCGAGAUGGACGACCGCCUUCAGAAAAAGUCAUCAAUGGUUUUCGACAGAAAUCAUUGCCUGAGCGGCGUCCAUCAUCCCCUAAUUCCACAACUAGCUCAAAUUCGGGCACGAAUGACGUUAUGAUACCAGGUGAAUCAAAAAAUGCUACAAGUUCCUCUCAAAGCCAAAGAAGGUCGAUCAGUGAGACACGCUCCUCUCCGAGGUUCAAUAAGUCUUCUGAACAAAGGGUUGAAAGAACGGACAUGAAUUUAGAAAACGAAGUCACCAGCUUUCAGGUUCAACUUCCAUCAUCUUCAGAGAACACAGCACCUAUGACAGAGAACAGCCGUAAAUCACUCGAUCCUCCAGAGAAACAUUCAAAUGUGACCCGUACGCGGCUUACUGAACCAGCUCGAAAAGAGAAAAGCUCCCACCGUGAUCCAUGGUCUGGUAUGAAAACGCUACGUCGAAGGGAUGUCGUUAUUCCUGCAGAGCAGGAAGAGCUUCUUGAACGCAAGGAUUGCUGGAUCCCUCCGGAUAUAGGUCAGCCUUAUCCACAAGGACAUGUGCCCCCGACCUUACUCCGGGAAUGGAAUACGAAAAUGACCCGACUGUUUGCCAACGCUAGGAAGUCGCAUGCUUCUAGUCAGAAAGCUGAGCCAUCGCGUGAGCAAGAAGAUGAACAACCAUCUUCGUCAAAAUCUAUACCAGAUGAGAGUGAAUCGGAAUCGGAAGCUGAAGUCCCAUGGUCUCCAAGCCCUCCACGAGAUUUGCCAAAAUCCGUAGCGCCGCCAGAUAGUCCGACUCGACAGGAUCAUGACCGAGAACUAGCAGAUAUUACUGAAAAGGAUAUCAAUGGGAUUGCGGACCCUAUGGAUGGAGUAGACCUUGAGACUCAGACGCCCCUAUCAGGGUCUCAGGUUGAUCAAAGUAACGAAUCUACCCACCGCGCCGAUAUCUCUGUUGAUGAUAAUCAAGGGCACAACUCAAAUUUGUCCUUAGAACCUCGUUCUACCGUCCAGUCGCCGUCUGUAGCUUCUCAAAACGAAGCUGUUGAACCGAGUGAUGACUCCGACAUGGAGACGGCUAUUCCUCAGGCUUUACUUGUGAGGUCUCAAGAUAUUGCCAGCCAAAUAGAGUUCUCGGAACCCCCAGCUCCAAGUUCAUCUAUUGCCAAUUCCGCUCCUGCUGGUCAAGUUCAAAUACUGGACACACCAGCAGCUGUUUUGAGGCGUGCGGCUGCUAAAAGAGCGGAGAAUGCGCUCACUCACUCGCAAGAUUGGCCAGCUCAGCAAAGCUCCUCUGAAAGCAAUAAAUCAUCAUUGCAACCAAUGGCCAGCUCCCUUCAUAACACCGAAGGCUCGUCCGGCCAAGAACAUCAAUCUCAAGAUGCCCAAAGACCUCUUGUUGGCGAUUCGCAGAUUACAAAUGGUGAUCUACAAGGCUCUAGCCUUUCGUCUCACCAGGACAGUCAACGUCUACUUGAAUACAUUCCAGAGAGCUCGUUUCGGUCACCCGGCCCGCAUACACAAGUACGUUCGCAGCAUCACGAGCAUAAAGAAAGGGCUGAGAUUGACCCCAGUCCGUCGAAGACAAUGGAGAACAGAAAUGAUCUUAAGCGGAAAGCAGCAGAACCCGUUGACCAGGUCACUGAGGAAAGUCCUUCCAAACGGGCUAGAAAGCUCCCCAAUAGGACUAUUGAUGCCAGCAAUAUACAAAACACGGUUGACGUGUAUCACGACACGUCUAAUCAAGGCAUUCACGAGUAUGUGUCUCUGAACAAGGAUGCUUUGAGGGUCUACGACAUGUUCAAAAGGUCAUAUCCCAGAUAUGCGGGUAAUUUUGACCAUUUCCAGGUCCUGUGCUUCGAUCUAGAGUCAUUACACCGCCGCGGACUAUUGGAAAGGCCUUUGUUUUGGGAUGACUUCAUAAUGAGACAUUGGGUCGACUACGGAACGCAUGUGCAAAAAUGCAUUUCCUCCGGCGAGGAUUACGAGAGCUAUGAAGACUUCUUUUGCCGACAUUUCACCAGGCCUUUCUGCCGAAAACGCAAUCUUACGCCUCGUACACUCAACAUCGUCGUCUCAUCUUGGCUCGGCUCUCCUUUACCAAAGUCUGUAACCGUUGAGAAAGGGAUGCAAACUAUCGACGACAGUCCAGUGAGUGCCUCCGUCACCCGUCAUCCAACGUUGGUUGCAGAACAGGUAUCCAAUUCCACGUUGGAGAAACCAAACACACAAUUAGCCACGUCUGAUGUCAUCGUAGAAGCCGACCGUCCGCACCAAGCGAAUAUUGGCGUUAAGUUGAGUGCAUCUCCAAAGAAGCGCUCAAUUGUAGUUGGCGGCGGCAUACAAGUUGACCUCCAACCACCUACUCCUUCCCACGAACUUGAUGGAGAACCAGAACAUAUGCGAGAUGAAGGCAGGGCGGUAGCAGAAACGCCGCCUCAUGCUGCCAUCGUCGAUGAUGAUAUAGACCACGAGAUGAGAGAAAGUAGUCCAGAAGAUUCCACUUCCGAGUACCACGACACAGCUAGUGUCGAACUCGGACUCGAAACGAUGGAAGAAGUUCUCAUUUCUCAUCAAGACGAUGAGCAUGAAAACAAUCCCAAUACCGCUGAAGCAAGAUUCGAACAGAUAUCAAGAAUGCGCCGAGACGACGUUCAAGCCAUUCAAGCACUUUUCACAACAGACAUCCCGCUUUCCCCCGAAGAAGAAGAUGCGAAUACACCACUCAAGACGUGGAUUCGUGACGAUUACAACAUCGUAUCCGAGCGGCGGCGACGAGGCGGCUACGAAGUUCCUCUUGAUAAGAAUGGGAACAUCGUCAUUGAGGAGUUUCCAAGGGUGAUAGAUGAUGGAAACGAAGAGAGAGUAUUACCGCCAUCUAGAAGGUGGCUUUGGCCUCGUCAAAGCAGGAAUAUUACUUGA
Messenger RNA from Talaromyces amestolkiae, 3546 nucleotides. RefSeq lists its product as uncharacterized. Bases 1 to 3546 code for a protein of 1181 amino acids. NCBI's taxonomy places the organism in Eukaryota, Fungi, Ascomycota, Eurotiomycetes, Eurotiales, Trichocomaceae. The record is from RefSeq and is a predicted model, not a curated record. The transcript has a single exon.